Molecule: messenger RNA, 931 nt
Organism: Leptinotarsa decemlineata (Colorado potato beetle)
Lineage: Eukaryota; Metazoa; Arthropoda; Insecta; Coleoptera; Chrysomelidae
Product: pre-mRNA-splicing factor ISY1 homolog
Biological process (GO): generation of catalytic spliceosome for second transesterification step
Source: RefSeq, a predicted model, not a curated record
AAGACGAAACAUAAGUCACCGUUGUGUCACCGUAUAGAAGACAAAUUGUGCGUAUAGAAGUAAAUAUAGUUUUGUUACAAUUAGUGCCCGAAAAGACGAAAUUAAAUGGCACGUAACGCUGAGAAGGCUAUGACCACCUUAGCCAGAUGGAGAGCAGCUCAGUUGGGAGAAACAGAAAAGCACAAAAAAAGGAGGCCUUACCUAGCAUCGGAAUGUAAAAGUUUAUAUGCUUGUGAAAAGUGGCGAAUGCAGAUCAUUAGAGAAAUUGCCAAGAAAGUUGCUCAAAUCCAAAACGCGGGUCUUGGAGAAUUUCGAAUAAGAGACCUGAAUGAUGAAAUUAACAAACUUCUUCGAGAGAAGCGCCACUGGGAGGAUCAGAUUAAAGAGCUGGGAGGACCAGAUUAUCAGAGAGUGGGGCCUCGUAUGCUGGAUCAUGAAGGAAAAGAGGUUCCAGGGAAUAGGGGUUACAAGUAUUUCGGUGCUGCGAAAGAAUUGCCAGGUAAGGAAGCACCAAUGAUUCUUAAUUUUCUAAAUUCCGAUGAGGAGAAUACCGUUGACACUGACACUAUCCAAGAUGGAUCACAAAAAAGGUUUGUUGCGCAUGUACCUGUACCUUCACAACAAGAUAUCGAGCAAGCCCUUUUGAAAAGAAGGAAACUGGAGCUGAUGGCAAAAUACGGGAUUGGAGAUGAGACCCCGUCGUAACGGCACAUACCGAAUAGACUCUAAGGGAAUAAUGUGUUUCAAAGAAAUAAAAAUUCAAAGUCGAUGUUGUAUUAUCAAGUCUUUGGUUUUAUUGUAAAUGUUAAAAUAUAUUAUUUUCAUACUGAUCCUGACAAAUAUUGUUAGCAAUUACUCAAAGAGAAGAAUUGGGUACUAUUUUUUUUGUAAAUAUGUUUUGAUUUUUGUAAUCACAUACCAUUAAAUCAAU